Molecule: messenger RNA, 652 nt
Organism: Phialemonium atrogriseum
Lineage: Eukaryota; Fungi; Ascomycota; Sordariomycetes; Cephalothecales; Cephalothecaceae
Exons: 1
Coding region: 94-570 (158 amino acids)
Source: RefSeq, a predicted model, not a curated record
GUAUCAAUCCCAACAGCUGAUCGACAGUACUACCCUAGUCGAAGCCCUUCAGAGAAACACCCCCAACCAGACACCUCGCACCGGAUACGAACAAUGUCCGGUCACAACCCAUUCCGACCAUCACGGCCAUACCCGGCGGCCCGCGAGCGGGAAGAAGACCUAGAGCGGCUCCGAAGGCUUACCAACUUCGAGAGCACCGAGGAACUCGAGGCCUGGCUCGAAUCGGACGGCGUGGACCCGUUCUUCCGCGAGUUCAGGGCGGACUACCUGUCCGACUACACCUACGCGCCGGAAGCCGACUUCAACGAAGCCAUGGGGGCCUUCAGCGCGAACGAGGGGAACCGAUACGCCGAGGCCGAUCCGGACAAGCGGGACUGGACACCGGUGGACCACUACGCCCGGUUCAUGGUGCAGGUGGUGUGGUACGCCCUCUCGAACCCGUCUCCGUGGGACGGCGCCGGUGAGCCCGAGCUCGCCAUGGUCGGGAACGUGCUGUAUGAGGUGCUCAAGUAUCUCACCAAGGUGUGGUGGGACGCCAACAGGAGUCCUCACGGCUACGACUCGGAGUAGGGCUCGCGCGCUUCCCGUAGUCGGCUUCCUCGUCUGAUUCGAGUCACCUCCGCCAACACGCCGGGCUAGCGUCGACUGCCUC